GCCAUUAACGAGACUUAUUUUAAACGGUGUGGCAACUGUGGCAGCAGCUGCAAACAGCUGAUCAAUUAUUUGUGUUUCCUCACUCAGUGGAAAAUUUAGUUGUAUGCACAAAACGCUGGAAAACAAAGAGCAGCGACAAUGAGCGAGGCGGAAAAACAGGCGGUGUCCUUCGCCUGCCAGCGCUGCCUACAGCCCAUCGUCCUGGACGAGCAGCUGGAGAAGAUCAGCGUGCACGCGAUGGCGGAGUUAUCGCGUAUGGAAUGGUACAAACAAUACGAAAACCCCUCUAAUGAUUCACCUUUUGCAGUGCCCAUCUACAGGGAUGACGGAAAUAAUUUGGACCCCCAGGAUGCCAGUAGUUUCGACCACUUUGUGCCGCCCUAUAGGCUCACGGACUCCAUCAAUGGCACGGGGUUCAUGCUGGUUUCCGAUGGUCGGGACAACAAAAAGAUGAGUGCUGCCUUUAAGCUAAAAGCCGAGCUAUUCGACUGCCUGUCCUCCAACUCGGAAAUUGACCAUCCCCUGUGUGAAGAGUGCGCUGAUUCCAUGCUGGAGAUCAUGGAUCGGGAGCUACGGAUCGCCGAGGACGAGUGGGAUGUGUACAAGAAGUAUCUGAACGAGCUAGAGAAGCAGCGUGAAGCUCCUAAUGUGGACGCAUUAGACAAGGAGCUGGACGAAUUGAAGCGCAGUGAGCAGCAGCUUUUGUCAGAGUUGGCACAGCUCAAGGAAGAGGAACAAUCUCUAAACGCGGCCAUUGCCCAGGAGGAAGUGGAGCGGGAGGAACUGCAUGAGCAGGAGGAGAGCUACUGGCGGGAGUACACCAAACACCGUCGCGAACUUAUGCUCACCGAGGAUGACAAGCGUAGUUUGGAGAGCCAGAUAGCUUACUCCCGCCAACAGCUGGACAAACUGCGCGACACCAACAUUUUCAACAUUACCUUUCACAUCUGGCAUGCCGGGCAUUUUGGAACCAUUAAUAACUUUAGGUUGGGCAGGCUGCCUUCCGUAUCCGUUGACUGGUCGGAGAUCAACGCCGCGUGGGGACAGACCGUGCUCCUACUGUCCGCAUUGGCCCGCAAGAUUGGCCUAACCUUCGAGCGGUAUCGAGUAGUGCCCUUUGGCAAUCACUCUUACGUGGAGGUGCUUGGCGAAAAUCGCGAGCUGCCGCUCUACGGUAGCGGCGGGUUUAAGUUCUUCUGGGACACCAAAUUCGAUGCUGCCAUGGUGGCCUUCCUGGACUGCCUUACCCAGUUCCAAAAGGAGGUGGAGAAGCGCGAUACUGAGUUCCUGCUGCCCUACAAAAUGGAGAAGGGCAAGAUCAUUGAUCCCUCCACCGGCAAUUCCUAUUCUAUCAAGAUCCAGUUUAACUCCGAGGAGCAGUGGACCAAGGCUUUGAAGUUCAUGCUGACAAAUCUGAAAUGGGGAUUGGCCUGGGUGUCCUCGCAGUUUGUCUCGCCGUGAUGUUCCCCUUGUCCAUUUAAAUGUUUAUUUAUACAACUACUUAUUAAUCCAGUUAGCGCUUAGUAUUAAAUCGAGAACUUUCAAAUUUUA
Messenger RNA from Drosophila ficusphila, 1551 nucleotides. It is a transcript of the gene Atg6, whose product is annotated as beclin-1-like protein. Bases 139 to 1461 code for a protein of 440 amino acids. Gene Ontology annotation, cellular component: phosphatidylinositol 3-kinase complex, class III, type I; phosphatidylinositol 3-kinase complex, class III, type II; phagophore assembly site. The record is from RefSeq and is a predicted model, not a curated record. Gene Ontology annotation, biological process: autophagy; late endosome to vacuole transport; cellular response to nitrogen starvation. Lineage: Eukaryota; Metazoa; Arthropoda; Insecta; Diptera; Drosophilidae. The transcript has 2 exons.